Molecule: messenger RNA, 1185 nt
Organism: Cantharellus anzutake
Lineage: Eukaryota; Fungi; Basidiomycota; Agaricomycetes; Cantharellales; Hydnaceae
Exons: 7
Coding region: 1-1185 (394 amino acids)
Source: RefSeq, a predicted model, not a curated record
AUGGCCACCUAUACCGAACCAGCGCCCCCCAGGUAUACCGAUGAAGAUGUAGAGUUGCUUUUUAGAUCACCCCCACCUCCUGCAACCCAUGCGAAGUCUGUACCGCUACCAGUGCCAGUUGUGCUUCCCCAAGAUGGGACAUCCUGGGAUUCUCCUUUUGCCAGAGGCUACCAUCCCGAUAUGCGUGACUCUGGGAUUGAGAUGGAUGACUGGUUGAAGUUUAUAGAUGGACUCAACAUCGCAAUUGGUGCUAGCCCUCCCCUACGAGUUAUAGAUUUGGCUGGCCUCGUAAUUGGUUUUGUUCCAAAUACGUGGACGCUUAUCGCAGGCAUUGUGUUACAAACAACUGCUCAAACAGCCGCGCACAUCCUUUCCAAGACACUUACCGAUCGGUACCUCCUCAAGGCGAAUCGGACAUAUUUCGAGCCUCGUGGUCUCCGAGUUCGUUUGAUGAAGACAGAAGCUAUGCAUCAUUUUAUCGGAAUCGGUCGGGGAAAGGAGGAGACGAGCAAGCUCAAGAACUUUUUCAAGGGCGCUGGACGAACCGCCGAGAAGGCCGUGUUCAAGAUACCUCUUCCCAUCAUUGGGCCAAUUGUCGGACGAACCAUCAUUCAUUUUUCAGAUCGCCAAGCUCCAAAGGUCGACCCUAAUGACCCCAGGGACGCGACCCAUCGCCGAAUUGCUGCGCUAUAUCCGCACGUCUUUCCUGUCUCAACUGAUGUCCCCCCUCCCCUUCCACCCUCGUCCCUUUUGGAUAAGGCGUCUGCAUUGCAAAUCAAACUCCGUAACAGCAAGCAGAUGAGGACCGAAGCCAAGGGCAUGAGGGCAAGAAGGCUCUUGGCAGCCGCUAAUGGCGAGGCGACGGCGGACUACCAAACACGGAGGGAAAGAAGGCUGGCGAGGAGGGCCGCGAGCGGGCGGAGACGGGCGAGGAGGCGCCUAGAGUAUCGAGCUGCUAAAGCAGAUAGAUUAGAAAUGCUCGGAACAGAGGGGUCACUCUGGAUUGUGCUGCUUACACUUGAGCAAGACAAUGAAAUCCAAGGGCGCGAACUCGUUGAUACCGACAAGGAUGAGCAGAUCGAUAUCGAUGAAUGGGAGGAUGAGCUCGAAUACGAAGAUGAGGAAGAGAGAGCUCGACUGGCUAUGGAUCACCCUAGCAUCGAAAAUCCCUACGGUCCGCGUUAA